GAGGAUUAGCGCCAAUUUUUCUGCGCCAGAAAAAUUCCAGUGGUUCUCACACACUGACACAGUCCUGUGCAGUGAAUCUGAUUGAGUCUUGUGUUGUGAUAGGAGCUAGUAAGUCGAGGUGCAGAUCGGGGAAGAGAUUCGUUGCCUUGCCAAGCUGUUAGGCAUUUGGAGAGUAGGUAGUCUGCCAGCUCGACUCCGCAAAUUGCGUGGAUCACGCCAUUUUCAUUCAAUCGCCUUUGUUUCAUCCUGUCACGACUCACGUUGCUGCGGAUCAGCUGAGAGAGAGAGAGAGCGUGCCCGUUUUUGAGAUCGAGAAAAGGUGAUUCUCAGGCGAAUCAAAAUAAAACGAGAUCGUGAUGAUGACAAUGGAUACUAAACCACCUGAACGUGAACUGGAGGGCAUGAGUCACUAUUGGAAUAGUGGCUGUGUGAAUAACGGAGGCCAACCAUACGCUACGAAUCUGUUGUCUUCGAGCGCUGGCCAUUGUGUGGACAUAACGCGGCAAGGAUCUGAGGACUUGCACGACGCAGGCUGCGACAGAGAUGUGGACUGUAGCCAGACGCCACCACCGGGAAGGAAACCUGCCGCACUUGCCAAAAGAAACUUCUCCACGGCAAGCUCAACUGGCGAUGAUAUUACAGACUGCGAAAGGGAGAUGGAGGCACGAAGACAAAAGCGUAUCAAGGCCAAUCUGAACGAACGCAAACGCAGCCAGGGCAUCAAUGACUGCAUCAAGGAGCAAGGUGUCAGACUGCAGGAAAUGACAGACCUUGAUGUCAGCAAGCUAGGAAAGAAAGGGAUCAUGCAAGAAUUCACUAAAUGCUUUGAUCAGCUUGUCGGCCGGCGCAAAUUCUCCAAGGACGUGCUGGAUUUAGCUGAGCGCCUUGUCCAAACUGGCUAUCCCGCACAAGCCAGUCAAGCUGCUGCCCUGACACCGUAUCAAGCCUGCGUACCGAGCAACCAACAGCAACACGGCACUCCUGUGAACGCUGCUCCGGGUAUGGCAAGCUGGCCUGUUGUUAUGAAGACAUCAGCACCUGGAGCUGCUGCUGCUGCUGCUGCGGUGGCAGCACACGCCGGCAUGCCCCAUGCUAACACUAGUAUACCAGUGACGCCCACAUCAGCACAGCGUGACCCACCCAGGAAUAACAUGAACACUAAUGCCGAGCAAGAACAAGCUCAGAGACUGCAGCAGUCGACUAUAGUACCUCAGCCUCUGCCAAUGUGUAGCGUAAUGGCUACGCCGACAACGAUGACGGCGUACAACCAAAGCGGCAUGGUUCAGAUAGCACCUGGGUUUAGUACUCCACACCGUCCAUCACCGUAUCUCCAGUGCUACAGGCCAGCAGCAAUGCAAACACCAGCUGGACAGCACCUGUAUGUUUCUAUACCUACUCCAAACUCUUUAGUUAGCCAGUCAGCGCCAAGCAAUCCUAGCACUCAAAUUGAACCGCCCAUGCCGCAGUCAAGAAAACGGCCGUCUGAAGAUAGUUCUGCAUCCGACGACUCUUCGCCACCGAUGAAGGUAGCACGCUGCCCGGCGGAUUCGUGUGAUGUGUUUGACGUACAGCAGACACCGCAAAGGCCUGCCAUUGACCAAUGCAGCAGUCGUGUAACCGGCGACCGACUGGCACUGCUAGCUACGGCGUGUGAACUGGAGCGCAGGAAUUCAACGUUUAUGAAUAGUGACCAGAAUAGUGCCAGCAGCAGUGACUCGGAAAAUGAAGAUUAGUGUGUUUCACCAGAAACAGCGGGCACUUCUUUCUGCAACUCUGGUCUUUGACCUAUUCUUAAGUAUGCUACAGUGUGCUAAAGUGUGUUGAUCUCAGAUAAGUUUUCUACAUAACUGACUUCUCUCCCAAAAUGGUCCGAAUAUGCCGAUAGGCAUUAGGUAUGUGAAGUUUUGCCGAACAUAGGAAUAUGUCCAAACGUUAGUCCUGGCAACACAUGUUUGAUAUGCAAUAAUCUCAGUGAGCAGACUCUUUUGGUCUAGUCAGUUCUGCGAUGGGCAUUCUAAGUUGCUCUAAUUCAUUGUGACACUAGCGGAAUAUAAUACUGGUGUGUACAGUGCUGUGUUAGGCACUGAGAUUUAGGCUAGGCUUCUAAUUCCUAGCAUUGCUUUCCUAUCCCUAACAUGCAGGCACGUAUGCUGUGCUAACAAGGACUAGUCAUGUUGAACGUUGAUAUGACCGUAUUGAGUUGAUAUCAUAUUCUUCUAGGGCUGUAAAUACGCCUUUUUCUAUUUUAUUUUGGAACCGUGCACUACCAGUACCACUCCGUUGAUCUCUUCUAUUUGACUAGAAAAGGUCACUGACUUUUUUUUAUUUCUUACUUGUUAUAUAUUAUGAAAACCAGUUCAGCGCUUAUAAGCUCAAUAACUUGCUUGAAUAAUAACACUGCUGCAGAUUA
Messenger RNA from Sycon ciliatum, 2410 nucleotides. RefSeq lists its product as uncharacterized. NCBI's taxonomy places the organism in Eukaryota, Metazoa, Porifera, Calcarea, Leucosolenida, Sycettidae. The coding region runs from base 357 to 1733 and encodes 458 amino acids. The transcript is spliced from 3 exons. The record is from RefSeq and is a predicted model, not a curated record.